Linum trigynum is the source of this 1410-nucleotide messenger RNA. Lineage: Eukaryota; Viridiplantae; Streptophyta; Magnoliopsida; Malpighiales; Linaceae. The record is from the annotation of a GenBank genome assembly.
AUGCAUCAGUUAAUUGUUGCGUCUGGAGCAAGUUGCAGCGUCCAUAUUGGGGUAUGGAAUAUGGAUAGUCUUGACGUUGGUAAUUGGUAAUAUUCUAAGUAAACCUGAAUGUCCAUGAUGAGAAAUCUCAGAAUAUUGCUUCCCUUCCAGUUACCAUGCGCUCGUAGUAGCAUCCAAGCGACAUUUAAUUUGGCCUCACUUGUUAUCCUACAUUAAUAUAUAUGCCUUUUAGAAUACGAGGUCAAAAGCAUACAUCGUUGGUUAUAUUUAUGAGGACUUCUUAUGAUGGUCUUGCAGAGAUCCAAAAACUGGGGGAGAUUGGAAAGAUCAGCAGCAACCCCACAGAUCCUCCUCAGACAGAUCCAGAAGUUUCCUCAAGCCCGUUCGCUCGGUUUGAAGCAGCAACCGUUGCAAUGUUAUCCGAAAAUGUAAAACAUCUAGAAAGCAGGCUGAAGGAGGCAUUGGCAAUGCUGUGUGCAAAGGAGGCCAGGGUCGCUGAACUAGAAGACACCUUGCAGCGCCGCAGGUCAAACAGUCAACCAACAAGUACGGACGAGAUGGAGCUCGAGGCUAUAUUCAAGCAGAAGCUGGAGGCUGAGGUUCAAUGUUUGGCAUUAACAAAGACACUACAGCAUUCUACACCUGGAGAAAUGGAAGCCCUAAUUGGGGAGCAAGAGCAAAUGGUGCAGAAAUUCAAACAAGUUGAGAGUAACGCUGAGGCGGUGAAGAGAGGCGUGGAGGUUUUGGCUGCGGAGAAGGAGGGGAAGGAGAUUCGUCAAGGGUUGCGCAAGGCUGCUUCUUGCCUCUUCAUCCAGUUGCUGCUGCUGAUCUUGGUGGUUUGGUUCGUUGUUUCGCAGCUGUCUCCUCAUUCUGGGGCUUUUGUACCCACAUGAAGUGGUGCCUUCAAGAACACUAGGGGUGGCCAGGAUCAGGUCGGAUUUGGUAUAGGUCCGGGGUUAUAAAUAGAGGGAAAACAAGGACCAGAACCAGUUGCAAAGCACGUUAGAUCUGAUUCCGUACGGCCUGUUCUUUCCUUCAUUGUUAGAGAGAAUUUGUGGAAUCAACACAGGGAUUGACAUCAGAUCGGAUUAUACUUCAAGCCGAUUUGUUCAAUUCAGUCCGGCGUUCAACUCUCUAAAAAUAGGCCUGGUUUUCUUCUUUUCCUCUCUUCUAUGUGUAAUUCCCAGCAGCAGCAGCAUUUCCUUUGUUAGUAGGCAGGAUGGAUGUGAAUGGUUAUAGUUUCAGUGUCUACUUAUUUUGUUAUAUUUUCCUGAUGGGGAUGGGGGAAGAGCUUGGGGCAGAGGGUCUUUGUGAUGGGAGUUUUGUAACAAAGAAGCUACUACUGGAGAUUAUUCUCUGUGUGGCAACUGUUGUAUCUUCUUUACAGGAGAGUAAAGAGUUAAAUGCCCU